AAAUUGGACACCUUUCUUCUCUGGAAGUUCUUCCUACUCACGGUUCUUUGCUAUCUGGAUCGGACAAACUUGGCUUUUGCAGCCCUUCAGCUGAAUGCCAGUCUCAACUUGACUGGAACAGAGUAUGGCAUUGGAAGUGGUAUUUUUUUCUUGGGCUACACGUUAUUCUUUAUACCCAGUAACUUGGCCUUGAUGCGAUUUGGCGCACGCAAAUGGCUCGCAUUCCUCGUGAUAAUCUGGGGGAUUGUGGCCGCUCUGUUUGCGACCCUGAAGUCUGUGCCCCAAUUCUACGUCCUUCGGUUCUUUCUUGGAGCAGCAGAGUCUGGCACUUUGCCAGGAAUGUGGUAUCAUUUGUCCCUCUUCUACUCAGGUAAGAAUGAACUGACCGCUUCUUGGUCCUGGGUGUUAGUGGGCAUUGCCCUUUCGCAGGUCAUUGGCGGCCCCAUUGCCGCAGGUGACUGUAUGUUAUCUGCUCUU
Molecule: messenger RNA, 477 nt
Organism: Coccomyxa subellipsoidea C-169
Lineage: Eukaryota; Viridiplantae; Chlorophyta; Trebouxiophyceae; Coccomyxaceae
Product: MFS general substrate transporter
Exons: 6
Biological process (GO): transmembrane transport
Cellular component (GO): membrane
Molecular function (GO): transmembrane transporter activity
Source: RefSeq, a predicted model, not a curated record